CCCAACGGAAAACAACUGCAAGCAACCUGUGUAUAUAUUUUCCCUGCGAGUAUUUAUUAUUUUCCUUAGGAUUUUAUACACCGACUCAAAAACCAUUGCCAUUUUCUUAUGCUAUGUGAAAAUAGAGAGAAAGCUGUCGAUCUUUUGGUUCUUCCUCUUAUUGUUCUUGGGUUAGCUAGGUUUACCUUACUAAAUCUUCUUCCCUCCCAUCAAUGGUGGAUCUUCAAACUGUAUGUUGCAUGUGCGGCGACGUCGGUUUCCCUGACAAGCUCUUCCGUUGCAGCAAAUGCCGCCAUCGCUUUCAGCACUCCAACUACUAUAGUGAAUUAUCGGAGCCGACUGAGCUGUGUGAUUGGUGCCUGAGCGAAGAGAAGAAUGCCAGAAAGGGAAACUCUUCGAAGAAAUCAGCAGUCGGCCAUGAUAGUGGAGGAGUUACCAACCGAUCGGAGUACUCAGGUGACAAAAUCAAGCAACAUGAUCGAGAAGAGAGCACUGCCGAGAAGGGAAAGAGCUCGAGUGGGGUGCCUUCUCCAAGAACAGCUACCCGCAGGUACAAGCUUCUCAAGGAUGUGAUGUGUUAGAACGUUAACGAAGGAAUUGGGUGUCAAAAACUUUUCUUGGAUGUUCAUAGUGGCCAAUACUAGCUAUUAUAUAAGCUGUUGCUUUUGCGGUUUUGCUCGUGCUGUGCUUUGAUCAGUAAGCUGUUAAUAAAAUAAUGCUACUUUUUUCAA
This is a messenger RNA of Manihot esculenta (cassava), 731 nucleotides long. RefSeq lists its product as uncharacterized. Lineage: Eukaryota; Viridiplantae; Streptophyta; Magnoliopsida; Malpighiales; Euphorbiaceae. The transcript is spliced from 2 exons. The coding region runs from base 213 to 581 and encodes 122 amino acids. The record is from RefSeq and is a predicted model, not a curated record.